AUGAACUGCUGCUCCCAGUGUGUGUCGAGUGGUGGAGUGCGCGGCACUCAAGCCGCCCCUUGCGGGCCACGGAGAGUGGCAGCCCACCCACGGUCCGCUGCUACGGCAGCCCGCGGAGGGCAGCCGCCCACUUUAAGCGCGGCGCCGGCUGGCGCUGCGGCUGCGGCGCAGUGUUUAUUAUUUGUGCGCGUCCCGUCGGCCUCCACGCCACCCCCACCCCGACCCCCACCCACAGCUCCAGCAGCGCCGCCUCGGCUGACAGCGGCCGCCGCCCUCUCGUCUGCAAAUUGUCCCGCGCGGCGCCGCGCCCUGCCACCGGUGCAGCGCGGCACAACACGGCGGGCCGUGCAGGCUGCGUGCUGCGGGCUGCGGGAUCCCCCAGACACCUGUCACCCGUCCCAGCGGGACAAUUACUUCCAGCCGUCGUCCCGCACCCUAACACCCAGCACGUCUCCACUGCGCCGCUGGAGUGAUGCACCUGUAGGAGACUACGUUCCGCCAGCCUCCUGA
Messenger RNA from Schistocerca nitens (vagrant locust), 510 nucleotides. Its product is annotated as mucin-7-like. The coding region runs from base 1 to 510 and encodes 169 amino acids. The transcript has a single exon. The record is from RefSeq and is a predicted model, not a curated record. Lineage: Eukaryota; Metazoa; Arthropoda; Insecta; Orthoptera; Acrididae.